Neodiprion fabricii is the source of this 3964-nucleotide messenger RNA. It is a transcript of the gene alpha-Catr, whose product is annotated as alpha-catulin. Gene Ontology annotation, biological process: Rho protein signal transduction; cell adhesion. The record is from RefSeq and is a predicted model, not a curated record. The transcript is spliced from 11 exons. Gene Ontology annotation, molecular function: actin filament binding; cadherin binding. NCBI's taxonomy places the organism in Eukaryota, Metazoa, Arthropoda, Insecta, Hymenoptera, Diprionidae. Bases 39 to 2615 code for a protein of 858 amino acids.
CGCCCCGAGUCUACGGAGUGCGGAGUUGUAUACGAAUCAUGGCGACACCCGACCCCGUAGACCCGGCUACCCUAGAGAUUAAGACCCGUAGCAUAGAACAGACACUACUCCCUCUAGUAAAACAGAUAUCCACCCUAGUCUCCCACCGGGAAAGACCGCUAUGUUCGGACCGGAGUCUCAGAGCCGUCGCCAGGGUCGGGCAGGCGGUAAAUUUGGCCGUCGAAAGGUUCGUCACCGUCGGGGAAACCAUCGCCGACGAUAACCCCGAGAUCAAACAGGACAUGUACGAGGCCUGCAAGGAAGCUAGAGCUGCUGGCUCAGCCAUUGAAAAAUUGUGCGAAUGCGCGAUGGAGGACAGCUUGGCGGACAGAGGGUCAGUUGUGAGAGCGGCACGAUGCCUUUUGGGAUCGGUAACCCGGGUGCUGCUCCUGGCCGACAUAGUUGUAGUCAAGCAGCUUCUCCUGGCCAAGGACAAAGUCGCACGAAGUCUCGGCCGCCUCGAGAGCGUCUCGAACUUUACGGAGUUCGUGAAAGCGUUCAGUCAGUUUGGCGCCGAGAUGGUGGAGCUGGCCCACCUGACGGGUGAUCGACAGAAUGACCUCAAGGACGAAAGGCGGAGAGCUCAAAUGGCCGCCGCUCGUCAAGUCCUUGAAAGGAGCACCAUGAUGCUUCUCACUUCCAGCAAAACCUGCCUCAGGCACCCGGAAUGCCCGUCGGCCAAGGAAAAUAGGGACACAGUGUUCUGCCAAAUGAGGAGAGCCAUGGACCUGAUACACUACGUGGUCAAGGAUGGGGUUCUGGACUGCAGCGAGUCUCAGCAAUCCUAUACCAACUCUCAGAAUCCCCAGCAAGAAGACUGGGACAGUAGCACCGUAUGCUCAGCACUGAAACACUUCGAGCGUCUGGUGGAAACGACGAGAAUGACUUUGCUGGGUCCAGGGUGUCGAGAGACCUUGACGAGGGCGCUGGACACCGUGGUCGAGAGAACCCAGGACUUCACGGACAGUGCUUAUACCAGUCACGAGCACCGAGAGAACAUUCUCCUUCUGUGCGACAGGGCGAAGCUCGAGCUGAACCAACUCUUGAGGAUUGGAAACAGCAUGGAGAACUUUGAAGGCGGUGGAGGCUCACCGAGCUCGGAAAUGGAACAGGCCGUUCUCGGGGUCCUGCGAGCCACCAGAGAUCUCCGCCAGCAACUCGGUACUACCACCAUGGAGCAGGCUGGCGACCUUGGACAGGUCACCAAGGCGGGUCAGGAGCUUGUCUCCACCAUCCGAAAUCUCGCCCUGGCGAACGACAUAGACAGGCUUCAAGAGAGUAGCGAUCGGUUUCACGAGUACAUUGAACACAUUCUCGAGGUUUGCAAGCUUUUGAGACACGUGGCACUCUCCGAGUCGCUCCAAGUCUCGGCCAAGUUCACGGAAAUCAACUUGAGAAUAUACGGACCGCAGGUAGUGACGGCUGCUCACACCUUGGCGAGGCAUCCGACGAGUAAAAUCGCAAAAGAGAACCUCGAAGUGUUCGCCGACAUGUGGCAGUGGCUCAUGUCCGACGUAACCGCGGUCGCAAAAGACGUCCUCGAGCUGAACCAGAAUCGACCCGAGAAGCAGGUUUACAUGUCGCUUCCGCGACCAGGGAAACACGGAACGACGAGUAAACCGUUGAAGCCUGUGCGACUGGACAGCGAGGAGCAAGCCAAGAUAGCGAAGGCUGGUCUCGAGAUGAAACUGAUAACGUCGGAGAUGGAUGCAGAAACUGAGAAGUGGCAGGAAAGCGGGUCGGCUCUCGAGGAGAACAACGACAUCGUAAAAAGAGCCAAGAACAUGUCGUCGAUGGCUUUCUCGAUGUACCAAUUCACCAGAGGAGAGGGCGCCCUGAAGACGACCCAGGACCUCUUCACGCAAGCUGAGUAUUUCGCCGAGGAAGCAAACAGAUUGUACAAAGUUGUGAGACAAUUCAGCUACCAGGUGCCGGGCGGACCUCACAAGAAGGAGCUUCUGGAGAACUUGGACCGAGUGCCGACCUACGUCCAGCAGCUUCAGUUCACUGUGAAGAAUCCCACCGUUGGAAAAGCCGCGACAUUCACCAAGGUCGACAACGUUAUACAAGAGACUAAAAACCUGAUGAACGUUAUAUCGAAAGUGGUCACAACCUGCUUCGUCUGCGCCACAAAGCACAAGGUCAGCAUGCCGGAGUUGGUGGACGCCGGCCCGGUGCCGCUUCCGGUUUCGGCUGGGGUCCUAGGUCCCGGCCCGGUCGAGGAGGAGUGCCUGUAUCCGGUCAGCCCGAAGCUGCUGCCCUCUCGGAGUCCGUACGUCCAGCCUCGCCCCCUGACCUCCUACCAGCUCCGUAACAUCCUGAAGCCUUCCCUGCCCCCGCAGCAGCCGCUUCUCCCCCACUGCUCGGUUCACGGGACUCUGCUGCAGUCCCUCCUCGGGAAACGUCCCCAGGGGUUGGAUUCCACCCACGGAAUGCGGCCCGUCUCCAUCCCGAUCCCCCUCGUCACCCCCGGCACCCUCCCGCCGAAUCCCCAAGGACUUCGAGCAUCUUACGACCUGCAAAACCUGCAAAAUCUGCAGCAGCAGCUGCACCAAAUGCACCUGCAACCGAGAUAACACUUAAUCGUGACGCUGCUCGGCCACUUUCGACUGAAAACACAUUUCUCACACGCGAAAAUCACACCUUUCUCCACCACCCACAUCGGGAACAUGAUCAGCUCUAUCGCAAAUUGUUUUGCACAGGUUUGAUUUUAUUUCCUUUCAGUUUGUUUCUUUUUACUCCGCAUAAAAGCUCCCUUUCCACUUUUCUCUUUUACCUCUUCUUCUGCUAUUUUUUCUUUCUUUUUUUUCCCGUCAUUCGGUGAAUUAUUUUUCACACUUUUCUGUGAGUUUUUAUCCCUCGAUCUUCACGAUCGUUCUUUAAUGUAACUACUUAUACCCUACCCACGUUUGUCUUUAGCCUAACAUAUGUUUUUAACUCGUUUAUUGCCGAUCCUCGUCGUAUCAUAUAACGUAGGGUUACUUAUUCCGACAGUCAUUUUUAUAACGAGUAACUUAUAUAUGAUACACGAAAAUUUGGAUUUUUUUCUUCAAGCAGCUGCGCAUGCAUGCAUCUGCGUAGAAUAUAACCAUAAAUUUGAAAUUUUAUUUUUCGAAACAAACGAAUUACGAGUAUACUGUGUAAAUUUUUGAUUAAUGCGUAGCGUUCUUGAUGAUUCUAAUAUAAGUAUAUCAUAGGUAAUCCGCAGUAUCGCUGAUGUUUUUCCUAAUCUCUUAGUGAUCAUUUUUUUCAGGAUUUUCAGAUGCAAGUUGUGUUGCACACCUUAUAUACCUAUGUAGUUGAUAAGUGGAAAGAAAAACGAGGAUGGAUUUAAUGUCCAAGGUGUAAAGUGUUAUAGGGUUGAUGCGAAUAUAGAAAUGUAUGCAACGAGUGUGAGUACACGUAAACCUAUCUAGCUCAAACAUGAAAUCCGAUAAGAACGGUUUGAUACGUCGGUAACGCGCGCAGUGGUACUCUGUAAUAUCCAACCCGCUUGAUUUUACCGGCAUAUCAGCAGGUUCUCAUCGGAUUUCGCUAACCGAUUCAGGGGCAGGCGUAUUCGUCUUAAACAAUCCGAUGAGAACCUUUUGAUGCGUCGGUAAGGAACGCAGUGCAGGCACUCUGUAAUAUCCAACCCGCUCGAUAUGUCAACUCGCGAUCUUACCGGCAUAUCAGCCGAUUCUCAUCGCACUUCCUGUUUGAGCCUAAUGUGCGUGCCCCUGAAUCGAUCAAAAUCCAACAAGUUAAAAAGUGCGGUACUCGGAUAUCCAUCCUCGACUUUCGCGGACAAUUGAAACGUAGAACGCUGCGACGGUGUUAAAUACCGGAUAACGAAACCUCGCUCUGUUUCCAGUACAACCUGGAUUUCCGAGGUCUGUCGGCGCGUGGUAGCGGCGGCUCGCCGUACAGGGGCGGAGAUGGCGCG